This is a messenger RNA of Pipistrellus kuhlii (Kuhl's pipistrelle), 2607 nucleotides long. It is a transcript of the gene ZNF354A, whose product is annotated as zinc finger protein 354A. The transcript is spliced from 5 exons. Lineage: Eukaryota; Metazoa; Chordata; Mammalia; Chiroptera; Vespertilionidae. Bases 223 to 2043 code for a protein of 606 amino acids. Gene Ontology annotation, biological process: regulation of DNA-templated transcription. The record is from RefSeq and is a predicted model, not a curated record. Gene Ontology annotation, molecular function: RNA polymerase II cis-regulatory region sequence-specific DNA binding; DNA-binding transcription factor activity, RNA polymerase II-specific.
AUUUCCCAGAGAGACUGCCCGCCCCGGCCGGACCUGCGCGGGGCGCUGGACCUUCGCCGUGGGAGUGAGGCCUCGGCCGGACCCUGGCGGAGUCUGUGCUGGAGGCGGCGGUCCGGCCGGGCGGUUCCCGAGCCUCCCUCCCGCGGAGCGCGCCCCGGAGCGCGGAGUUCAGCCUCCUGGAGACGCUGCCCAUCCUCGGGCUGAAGAGCCCAGCAAGCGGACAUGGCUGCUGAGCCGAGGGGAGCAAGCUCUCAGAUGUCAGUGACGUUCAAGGACGUGGCUGUGCUGUUCACGCGGGAUGAGUGGAGAAAGCUGCGUUCUCCUCAGAGACACUUGUACCAGGAUGUGAUGCUGGAAAACUACAAUAACCUGGUCUCGCUGGGGCUCCUAUUUUCCAAACCAAAAGUGAUCUCCCUGUUGCAGCAAGGAGAGGAGCCGUGGAAGGUGGAGGAAGAGCGUCCUGGGGGCUCCUCUCUGGGAUGGAAGAGCAGUCAUAAAACCACAAAGUCAACUCAAACUCAAGAUUCUUUAAUUCAGGAGUUGAUAAUGAAAAGAUCCAAAAGGAAUGGACCCUGGAUCUUCAAAUCAGAAAAAACCUGCAUAUAUGAAGACAGAUUAGAGAAAAAACAGAAGAAAAAAGGAAGUGUUCAUAUAUUUUCAGUCAUUCACAAAAAUAUUCUUACUGUAGAAAGAAGACAUAAAAAUACUGAAUUUGGCCAAAACCUUAGCCCAAAGUCAGUCCUUAUUAGGAAGCAAGUGGUUCCUAGAGAAAGAACACUACCAAAAUGUGAAAUACAAGGAAACAGCUUCAAACAGAAUUUAAAUGUAAUUAAUCAACCAAAAAUCAACACAACAGAGAAACGCUAUAAAUGUAGUAUAUGUGAGAAAACCUUUAUUAACACUUCAUCUCUUCGUAAACAUGAGAAAAACCAUAGUGGAGAGAAAUUAUUUAAAUGUAAAGAAUGUUCAAAAGCAUUUAACCAAAGUUCAGCUCUUAUUCAACAUCAAAUAACCCAUACUGGAGAGAAACCCUAUGUAUGUAAAGAAUGUGGGAAAGCCUUUACUCUUAGUACAUCCCUCUAUAAACAUCUAAGAACACAUACUGUGGAGAAAUCCUAUAGAUGUAAAGAAUGUGGUAAGUCUUUCAGUCAAAGGUCAGGCCUUUUCAUACAUCAAAAAAUUCAUGCUAGAGAAAACCCCUGUAAAUAUAACCCAGGUAGGAAAUCAUCUAGUUGCAGCACAUCCCUUCCUGGGUGUCAGAGAAUUAAUUCCAGGAAGAAGUCCUAUUUAUGUAAUGAAUGUGGUAACACAUUUAAGUCUAGCUCAUCUCUUCGUUAUCAUCAGAGAAUUCACACAGGAGAGAAACCUUUUAAAUGUAGUGAAUGUGGGAGAGCCUUUAGUCAGAGUGCAUCUCUUAUUCAACAUGAGAGAAUUCACACUGGAGAAAAGCCCUAUAGAUGUAAUGAAUGUGGAAAAGGCUUCACUUCUAUUUCACGACUUAAUAGACACCGAAUAAUUCAUACUGGUGAGAAGUUUUAUAAUUGUAAUGAAUGUGGUAAAGCCUUAAGUUCCCACUCAACACUUAUUAUUCAUGAAAGAAUUCAUACUGGAGAGAAACCAUGUAAAUGUAAAGUGUGUGGGAAAGCCUUCAGACAAAGUUCAGCUCUCAUUCAACAUCAGAGAAUGCAUACUGGAGAAAGACCCUAUAAAUGUAAUGAGUGUGGAAAAACAUUUAGGUGUAACUCAUCCCUUAGUAAUCAUCAGAGAAUUCAUACUGGAGAAAAACCAUAUCGAUGUGAGGAAUGUGGGAUAUCUUUUGGCCAAAGUUCAGCUCUUAUUCAACAUCGGAGGAUUCAUACAGGAGAGAAACCCUUUAAAUGUAAUACAUGUGGGAAGACUUUUAGACAAAGCUCAUCACGCAUCGCUCAUCAAAGAAUUCAUACUGGAGAGAAACCUUAUGAAUGUACUACAUGUGGGAAACUUUUCAACCACAGGUCAUCUCUUACUAAUCAUUAUAAAAUUCAUACUGAAGAGAGCCCCUAGAAAGUAGAUUUGCAUGUAUGGAAGCCUUAAACCAAAGCUUAUCAGAAAACAUGAGAUUGAUGGAAUAAAUGUAAUGGGUAUUUAAAAAAAAUUUCUAUAAUUCAGUCAUCAGAUAUUAAAUUCCAAAGGUAUGUCUUGACUGUGUAAUAGAUAACGACAAAAGUGUUCUUGUCUGUAGACACUUUUUAAAAUAACCUGAAAUGAGUUAACAUCAAGAGACGUUAACUUUGGGCAUUUGUCAAAUAGAAGAAUUGUUUUAUUUCUCAGCCGAUUACACUAGAUAUGUUACUGUCAGUAAUGUCUGGGCCAGGGGUGGGGCUGUGUGUACUGGAUUUCUCAAAACAACUAUAAACUGGUAAUACUUUUUAAAAUAACAUUUUAAUAGCAUAUAAAAGAUGUGAUAAAAUAAAUUAUACAUUUUUAGGAGAAAAGGACCAAAUAAACUAUAAAAAUGAAGUGAAAAUUACCUCUCAGUUUUUAAGAUUUGACCUUUCCUGACUUAUGUCAAACUUUGUGCAUGGAUAUCAUUUAAAAAUAAAAAUAAAGUCUGUUGCCUUCUAGUAA